This is a messenger RNA of Jaculus jaculus (lesser Egyptian jerboa), 6851 nucleotides long. RefSeq names its product phosphoprotein membrane anchor with glycosphingolipid microdomains 1 (gene Pag1). The transcript has 10 exons. The record is from RefSeq and is a predicted model, not a curated record. Lineage: Eukaryota; Metazoa; Chordata; Mammalia; Rodentia; Dipodidae. Gene Ontology annotation, biological process: negative regulation of T cell activation; intracellular signal transduction. Bases 480 to 1775 code for a protein of 431 amino acids. Gene Ontology annotation, cellular component: plasma membrane; membrane raft.
GGAGAGCCGGGCUGCGCGCGGAGCUCUGGCCGCGCUCCUCGGAGCGCCGAACCCCCUCCGCGAGACCCUGGCCUGCUGCGCCCCAAAUACCCAGAGUCUUUCUCAUAUUUCAACAGUGAGACACAAUUUUGGAGCUGGGAAGACGUGAUUUCAAGGAACAAGAGGAAUCAAGGUGUUCCGAGGACAGCGGAAAACAAUUAUUUGCCAGAUUCACAGACUCCCACUUUUAUUAAGAAGCAAGAAGUACAGCUUUACACUAGAGAUUGCAUUGUACUUGGAGAUACGCAUAGAGCUCAGAGGCCAAGAAAGAAAAGAGACAUUCACCAUAACAACAUUUGUAAAGAAAGGAACACGGUGCCAGAACUUGGAAAUACUUUUUUGGACAACCAUUUUGGCAAGGAGGACGCAGCCCUUUGGCCCCAUGUGGCUACCUAUGAAGGACUGACUGACUCCACCAGCUAGCUGUCCCAGCUCCCGCUAUGGGACCCUCGGGGAGCGCCCUGAGUGGGGAAUACAUGCAGGUCCAGAUGGUGCUAUGGGGAAGCCUGGCAGCUGUCGCCAUGUUCUUCCUCAUCACCUUCCUCAUCUUCCUGUGCUCAAGUUGUGACAGAGAAAAGAAGCCAAAGCAGCACAGCGGGGACCAUGAGAACCUGAUGAAUGUGCCUUCUGACAAGGAGAUGUUCAGCCACUCAGUGACCAGCCUGACAACAGAUGCACUUGCUAGCAGUGAACAGAAUGGGGUGCUCACCAACGGCGAUAUUCUUUCAGAAGAUAGCACCCUGACCUGCAUGCAGCAUUAUGAGGAAGUCCAGACCUCAGCUUCAGAUCUGCUGGACUCCCAGGAUAGCAUGGGCAAGCCCAAGUGUCAUCAGAGCCGGGAGCUGCCCAGGAUCCCUCCAGAAAGCACAGUGGACACAAUGCUCACUACCAGGAGUGUGGAUGGGGACCCAGGCCCAGGCAUGGAGGGACCCUAUGAAGUGCUCAAGGACAGCUCCUCCCAGGAGAACAUGGUGGAGGACUGCCUAUAUGAAACCGUGAAGGAGAUCAAGGAGGUGACGGACAAAGGCCAGAGUGGCAGGUCCAAGUCUACUUCCGCCUUGAAAGAGCUUCCUGAGUCCCAAGCACAGGGCAAAGCCGAGUUUGCCGAGUAUGCCUCGGUGGACAGAAACAAAAAAUGCCGCCAGAGCGCCAAUGCAGAGAGCAUUCUGGGAACUUCCUGUGAUCCUGAAGAGGAGGCCCCACCACCUGUACCUGUUAAACUUCUGGAUGAGAAUGCAAACUUUCCAGAGAAGGGGGAGAGAGAAGCAGAAGAGCAAGCCACAGAGGAGACCAGUGAACCCAGCAAGAGAUUUAGUUCAUUGUCAUAUAAGUCUCGGGAAGAAGACCCAACACUCACAGAGGAAGAGAUCUCAGCCAUGUACUCCUCAGUACAUAAGCCUGGACAGCCAACCCAGAAAUCAGGGCACUUGCUGCAAGCACCAGCAUCCACCAGCACCUCCCUUCAGGAUGUCCCUCAGAGGUCUCCCUCUUCCUGUAAUGAUCUCUAUGCCACUGUGAAAGACUUCGAGAAAACUCCAAACAGCGUCAACACCCUUUCCCUAGCAAGGAGAGCCAGUGAGGAGCCAGAGCCAGACUAUGAAGCCAUACAGACGCUAAACAGAGAGGAAGAGAAGGUCCCUGCAGAGACCAAUGGCCCCCAUGGCCUCAUCCCCAAGGAGAAUGACUAUGAGAGCAUUGGGGACUUGCAGCAAUGCAGAGACAUCACCAGGCUCUAACAACCCAGAAGACAGCUCCAGAGAGCCUGUGGUCAGCCUCUUAAGGACAGGUCUGUGGAGACAGGAAGUGAUAUCAGCCUACUCUCCCAGCUCUAGAACAGUGAGGUACGGACCUGGCUGACCCCAGGAUGGGCACCCCUCUCCUCCAGCGCCAACACAAAAUUGCCCAGCACAUCCUGGCCCUCUGCAAGAGACCCCACUGUGGUCGCAGCCCUCAGAGAGGAAGGCAAGCGGUGAGAGAGCACUCCACUCUGCCAGCCCUGCUUCUCCGCCGGCCUGGACACUGCCAGUAGGAAGAGCCAGUGGUCUCUUCCUCACUUCCCUUUUCUUGUUAUAGUUAAAAUAUUUGGCUUUUAUCCUCUUGAGAUCUCCCAAUGUCCAUGGUCCAUUCCAAGGAAGUUCUCCUACCGGGCUUGGUGCUGGUCCUCCACAUAGGGUGUGAGGAUGGCAAGAAACUGGUUGCCAGUUCCCAUUCACCCACCCCCUUCCCAGAGCUGCUGGGUUGGCCUUUGGGAAUCCAGAUGGUGCUGGUCAGUCACUAGGCUUGGCGAGGGAUGGCCCUGGUGUUUCUGGGUCUUCAUUCCUCCCUAUUGUGGCACUGUGCAUCAGCAGCCUUUCCCCAAGGUAGUUGAAAUCCGUCUUAGAUGCUUCCUUUCUCUAGUUAACCACACUCCUGCUAAAACCUGUCCAAUAUUUCCAAUGAAUAUUGCGGUACUUCCAGGUUUGUUUAAGCCCAGAGCUCAUUCCUUCCAAACAGAGAGCCUUAAUCUUUAUGUUGGGGUGCAGACCACAUGUGUGAGUGAACAGCAGCCGUCUUCCAUUCCUGAGGGGCUGUGGACACAAGUGUGUAUUUCCAGUGAUCUUUGCUGCCCACACCAGCCAUGUGGACAUUCCUUUUAUCAGCUACCCUAAGGUAAUCUAUAUAAGAGUAAAAUGUAAACAUUUAUUUUAUUAUAUAAAUUUAUAAGAUGUUUUAUGUUUCAUGCCUAAUUUCUAGAAAGUGCCAGAAAAUGUAUAUUAACUAUUUUGAUUUUAUGUAUAAUGAUUUAUACUCUUGUUUCGAAGACCCCAUAAAGCACAUAAGCUAGGUAAUUAUAAGUAGUUGUUAUUCUUUGUUCUAAUAAGUGUUAAACCACUGAAGGUUUCUAAAGACUCAGCCUUUCAAACGGUACUUGGAGCUCCUGAUCCAAAUCACGUGUGCCACUGGCAGCAUAAAUGCAGCAGACAUAAAUAGCCAUUUCAGUGGUCAUGAGGCAAUCCUGGAAUGUUCCAUGUUAAAAUGGAAAGAAUAAACUAUGACUGAAUUAUGAACCUCCUAGAAAUAGCAUACAUUCAUUAAGGUUUAAUGACCUCACAUAAGAAAACAGUGUUGAUGUCUGCAGUCCAGUGCUUGCCUAUAUAAAUUACCUAUUAGAAUUUUUUUCCUUCAUUUUAUAAAAAUCAGUGGCUGAAAUAGCUUAGAUGAACAGCUCAGCCUGGUUUGAAUUUAAUCAUUACUUUCGAUCUUCCGGGCCACCGUUGGAAACCGUACUCACUUGUCACUAUAGAAGGAGCGUAGCUGAAGGCCAUCAUGAAGGGUGGGCUAUGGAGAGGGAGCUUCCCCUCACUGGUAAGGACACAGGAGGCUGAAGCAUCUUGAGAACUCCAGGACAGGCUCAGUGGCAUGUGUGUCUGUCCCCUUGUUCAUGGACUGGUUUUGUGGCCUCUCCGGGUCCCAUAUCUGAGUUAUCAGUGAACUCUCUUGGGAUGCGCUGGCCAGUCAGCCUGAUCUUCCAUGAAGACAUCGUUUGGAUAAGCACAACCAUUGCUGGUCAGAAAGCAGCGGUAGGACCUUGGAUCUCGGGACCCGGGAGAGGGCGAGGCCCCGCAGCUCUGAGCCCAGACCUUUUGCAAGCACUGCUUUACCUUCCAGUUUGCACUGCUUUGUAUCAAUGUUUGACCCAACUGUCUCUCGGGUCAGGUUACAAGGGUCUGAGCAUGCCAAAGUCAUGCUUUGGGGACAUCUUGCAGCUCAAAAGCUUGAUUGCAUUUCAUAAAAAGUCUUACUUAGCGCCAGGGAAGCAAAUGUGAUCUCUGAAGUGUAAAACUCUUGCUGUAGAGGCAUGUUCCUUUUGUUGUGAGUAAUCAUGUCAUCUUAAAAUGUCAUUGUCACAUUGCCCCCCCCAGGAGUUUUCAGAUAAGUUAUGCAAUAUAGUCAUAAAAUAUGCAGUGUAAUUACUUAAAUUGAGAACCAGUAAUAAGAAUAUGUUGUGAGAGAAACUAUCUUCAGUGUACUUCACAAGGAACUGUAAGGCCCUCCAGCAAACAUUCUUAAGAAUGAAUAACAUAAACCCUGAGGACCCUCUCCCUCCCCAGCUUUGUGUACUUAGGUAAAGUAUGUCUACUGGUGUAGAAUCAUUGUUUGACUAUUAUACAGGGUUUAUUUUAAAACAAUACCUUUUUGCUUUAUUCAGAAAUCUGCUCCUAUCUUUGCGCUGGACAGAGCCUGUGUCUUUUUUUUUUUUUAAUAACAGUUCCAUUGUGAUCCAAAUGUAACAAGAGCUGAAAUGUGUGGAAGGUAAUAAACGAGGAGCAGAGUUCACUGUCCACUUGAACUUCACUGCUGCCAGCAUACAUGUAUCCAGUUACAAUGACUUGGUUAUGUGGAGUUAGAAACAUGGAUAAAAUUAACUGUAAAAAAAUGUUCUUUAAAUCAGAAUUAUAAAUCUGUCUUGAUUAAAAGUAGAGUAUUUCUUUCUGUUUAAAUAUUUUGAAAGUUUGGAAGCAUUUUAUGCUGCUUUCAAUAUGUCAUGAGGAAAGUAUAACCUGUUUUCUAUAAAAUGAUUUUUUUUUAAUUUUUUAAAGAAAACAGCGUCUGUAAAUAUGUUGCCUGCAUGUCUUUUCUUUUCCUGAUCUAAAUUAUAUCAUUAAGUCUUUUAAAGCUUCUAAAUAGACAAAUAUUUCCUGUGAGGAAAAAGGUUAAUCGCUGAUUUUUUUCUGCCCUGGAAAACCCCUAGUGAGUUCUAAUUGAGUGCUAAAUUACCAACAGGCAAUCAACACAGAGCACUAAAAUUUCACUUUAGUAUGUCAGUAUAUUUUCUUUAGUUGAUUUUAAUUUAUGUAAUUACAGUGUCCCCUGCCUCCACCAGUGAUAAACUAUAUAUGUACAUACACAUAUGUGCAUGUGUGCAUGUGUGUAUGUAUAUACAGCUGACUAGCAAACUCAGGUGCUUGAUUAGGCUAUGUUCUGUUCUGUAUUUAGAAUGCUUAUCCUUGAGUAUGAUGAACUUCUGUCAUAAAAGCAGACUUAGAAGAAACAAAUCUCCAACAGUUUCAUUUAGUAAUUAUGAGAAAGCCUUCCUGAGUUGCCCUCAUUUAAUUUUCCUAAUGAGUACAUUCAGAUUUUAAGUGGGUUGUAAUCCUCCUGCUGUAAGACUGUGGUGUUCUCAGGUCUUCUUGCUCUACAGGAGAUCUGCUACAUGUAGCCUGGGUGAAGAAAGGGAGACAGGAGUACUUCUAGAUAAGUUUUAGGAGAGAGAUUUAACCAAAAGCAACAAGAAACUCUGAGCCAGGCUUGCACCCAAGCACAGUGAUUUCCCAGGUAGCAUCAGAGGUCGGUUGUCACCUGGUGACAGUGUUUCAUUCCCUUGUGGAACCCCCAAGGUUUUUCAGCUGAAGCACCUGGCACACGUGUAAUGAGGAUCGCUGCCAUGAGGCUAUGACUGGCUAGAGCUUGCAGUUCAAGAUUCAGUCAGGAGUUUGUAAAUGAGUGAACGGCAUUUUUUUUUCAUUGCACCUUGUAUAUGCUAAUAGGACUUUGUGUGAUCCCGUGGUGCCAUUCUUCUGAAAGUGCUGGUUUCUGGUACCCAGCCAGUUAAGUACUGGUUGCUGGAAGCACAGUGGGUACUAAGGGUUAUUUCCUGGAAACCCUGACAAGUAUAUUACCGUAUCAUUGGGGAGAUGUAAAUUGUAAUGUUAAGUGUUAGUAAAUGAUAUGAAAAUAGCAUCGUGUCAAUAAUACUGUGGCUUUAUUUACAGUGACAUCUAAAUUCCUUACCUUGUAGUAUAUUAUUUUCUUGCUCUGUAGUGUCCACUUUCCUAGAUACAUUAUUCCUGAUGGUAACAGUAGACAAGCUGACACAAACUUAGACUAAAAGUGUUUGACUUCAGGAAAUCAGUCCAGAAUCCAUGAUAAAUUAGCAUCUUUAUCUGGAAUUACCAAAUUUAAAUUUAAAAUCAUGGUCCAAGACAGGCAUGGUGGCACACGCCUUUAAUCCCAGCACUGGGGAGGCAGAGGUAGGAGGAUCGCCGUGAAUUUGGGGCCAUCCUGAGAAUACAUAUUGAAUUCCAGGUCAGCCUGGGCUAGAGUGAGACCCUACCUUGAAAAACUAAUAAAAUCAUGGUUCAGUCCUCUUGUACAUUAUAAAGUCUUUUUACAUCUCACCUCUAAAUAUUUGUAUUUCAUUUUGUCAAGUUUUUCUUUUUACUGCAAAACAGUUGUACACUUUCCUCUUAAUAGCAAAUUAAAUGAGAAAUGCGGUUUUGUUUUAAAAAAAAAAAAGGUACCUUUAAAAGCAUUUGAUUUAGAAUUUAUUUAUCUUAAUGCAAAUAUUUUCUUCCUUUGCACUUAUACCCUUUGGCUGCUUUUCAGAAAUGUAAUGUAGCUAAAUGUGGUGACUUGUGCCUGUCAUCCCAGCACUGGAGAGGGUGUUGGAAGCCUGCCGGGGCUACAUGGGAAGACCCUCUCUCAAAAAUAGGGUUUUUAAGCGCUCUAGUAAUCUCUUAUCACCUAUGUAAUAGUUUGUGAAGGUUGAUGACAUCACUUCUCACACUUCUAUAUGUUAAACUGGCAACAGUAAAAUGUUUUCACAUUAUACCCUUUUAAUAAUGCAUUGUACUAUCAUGCCUCAUGUUUUCUAGGAAAGUUUGAAAUACAGCUAGACAAACAAAUGACUGUUAUAAGUAGAAUUUAGAAUUUUGUUCAUGCACUUUUUCCUUGUAAAAGUAGCUACUCCGAAAGUAACGUGUGUCUUAAGUGUUCCCCCACCAGUUUGAAAGUAUUUGCUUCACUCACACAGUAAAAUGUUCUUAAAGAUG